UGGUGUUGCUACAGCACCCGUCUUUUUUGUCGAUGUCGAGUGCGACUGAAAACUGGAAAGUCCCUGACAGUCAAGUGAGGGUUUCCGGGUGAAACUACUAUUUGUUUGAAUGAGGGUUGUCGGGCCUUUCUUCGCCUGGCUUCACUUCAUGGAUUUGAAGAGCCUGAUUCGCGUGUAUUUCUAGCCGAAAAGCGAGUGUUCCAGCUAGCUAGCCGGAGCGAGCUAGCUCUUUGUGUGGCUAGCGGCUAGCUCGAGGGAUGCUGUGCUGUUGAGUCGAAGGCACACCUCCCGUCGUCGGGGAGAGGAGGACAGACGUCAUCCGUUUGUGUUGGAAAGCCGCCGCUGCUCAUAAAAACAUCAGUGAAAGAAGUGGCCUGUGAAAUUUUCGUUGUGUUACGUAAGAGAAACGACGCCGAGGGAAACAUAAGGAAGGAGUUCGGCCGAACAUGGGAAACUGCCUCAAGUCGCCAACUUCGGACGACAUGUCGUUGCUCCACGAAUCUCAGUCGGACCGGGCCAGCUACGGAGACGGCGCCGACCCCGACCUGGAGCCGCCGCCCCCUUACCAGGAGCAGAUCCACAUUCCAGUCUACCACCCAACACCCAGCCAGGCCCGACUAGCCACCCAGUUGACGGAAGAAGAGCAAGUGCGCAUCGCCCAGCGUAUCGGGCUGAUCCAACACCUUCCGAGGGGUGUUUUCGACCCUGGGCGGGACGGAUCUGAGAAGAAGAUCCGAGAGUGCGUCAUCUGCAUGAUGGACUUUGUGUAUGGGGACCCCAUCAGGUUCUUGCCCUGCAUGCACAUCUAUCACAUGGACUGUAUUGACGACUGGCUGAUGAGGUCCUUCACCUGUCCGUCCUGCAUGGAGCCGGUGGACGCCGCGUUGCUCUCCUCCUACGAGACCAACUGACACACACCUGCACGUGCCCGCACACACACACACACACACACACACACACACACACACUUGUGGACCUACGCUUGACACAAACACGCAUAGAGUGCACACUCGUGGACAAAUCCAGGAUUAGUAAAGAUGGAAGCAAGCGUUCACGAGUGGGCCUGCUGGUCAGGAUUGUGUCUGGGAGAGUGAAAGACACUGCGGACCAGGAAGCAGCGGACAGCUGAAAAAAGAACAAAAGGUUACCGAGACAGUCUUACUGUCAUAUACCUUAAACUAUUCACAAAACGUUUGGGAUAUUGGGUUUACAGGUGAAAUUUCAGGAUGAACCUAAAAUGCAGAGCCAUAGAAAGGCACAGAAGUGGACAGCCGUGGAGGUUUUCAUGGAUCAAAUACCUGUUGUGAAUUUUGCUGUUCAACCCCAUGAUGGAGAAAAGUGAGUUGUGCGAAACGUAGUGAAACAUUUGGACGUGUGCAUUGAGAAGUUUACAGAAAGGCAAAUAAGGUUAACCUGUCAAGGUUAUAGUAAAUGUUAGGUUCAUCCUGAAAUGUCAAAGCUCAAUAUCCCUAACUCUUUGGGAGCAGUUGAUCUUUGACGUGGACUGAGACAGCACACGAGAUGGCCUAUCUGCCCACUGUGCUGUUUCUCUUCAGACUAACUCGGAUCCUUGCCAAGAUGAGGUCGAAGAAACAACAGUCUUCAAGAGCCUCUAAAAUGGACCCCAGCUGCGAGCUGCCAGCCGCACAGAUUUGUGAUGAGAUUACCACAGAGGGUCUCGGUCUUGAUCUCCGGUGAGAAAUGUCAACUUGAUCGUGUUUUUGUUAAGGCCUUUGUUUGAUUCCCCCACGUGGCAAAAGGAAAUGUGAAGUGUCAAUCAAGCAGAGGCCAUUUCCAUAACAAACCCCCCCCCCCCCCCCGCGUUCACGCUGCCUUCCUGGCAGAUUGCCGCCUCGGAGGCAUAACGGUAGAGCCGCUGAAUAUCCACCUGUCUGUUUCAAACAGAACUCGUCAAAGCGGGACGUUGCUGUCUUCAUCAAGUCUGCAGUCACACAGCUGUUACUAGUUUACGCAUUCAAAUGAUUAGAUGUUAGCAACAGUGUUUUCAACACAACGGGUCUGUGAACAGAAUGUUAAACUUGACACUCCGGCCGUGCCUCUGAUCCUACUUCAGAAGUCGGCAAAUUGGCAGGUUGAAUUCAACCCUCCCGCUUGGGCACCUUACACUACGGGUUCUCAAACUAUCGAGUUCCAAGGACCUCAUUCGAACCCUAACGCCAAUUAACAUAACUACCAUGUGUAACCCCAAUUGUCAUUGGAAUGAUGAGGUUGCUAAUAUUCCAGGGGAAAAAAAGUUGCAAUGCUAAGAUGACAAAUUCAUGGGGGUUUUUUUAAGAGACAAAAGUUGCAAUGUUUUGAGAAUAGUAAUAUUUUUAAAGAUUAAAAAAAAAAAAAAAGUUUAAAUCUUUACAAGAACCAAGAUGUAUUUUGUUGGGAUAGGUAUUUUACCAGGAUUAGGUCAUAAGAAAGGAGGAAAGGAAGACUGGUUUUAACAAGGCAAUUUCAAAAAUAUAUAACUUAAUUCUCUGAAUGUUACACCUUUUACUUUGGAAAAGAUGCCAUUAUUCUUUUAAAAAAUGCAUUCUUUCAAAAGAGCGGGGAAAACGUCUUAUAUUCUUGUCAUAAUAUGUCUUUUGUUCUAUAAAAAAAAAAAGAGAUUUCAUGCAAGGAUGUGAUGAUGAGUCACAAUCACAUCAGAACUUUUAAUUGGCCCCAAGUUAAGGUAGAUAGGAGUAAUUGGUUUAUUAAGUUUGUUUUAUCCAUGUGCCAAUCCCUUUAUGUGGAUCUGUACUUUUUAAAAAUGAUACAAAAUAAUAAUGUAGUGUAAAUGAUUUAGCGGACCCCAAUGGCUCAUGGACCCCACCUUACAGGACAGCGAAUCAUGAAAAGAUGGCUUAGACAGUGUGUGAGGGGCUCCAGUUAACCCUUUCAUGCCGCCUGUCAAUGCUUUUUCCCCACGUUGCUGUUCUGUGUGGCGAAAGCCAUCAACGCGGAAUGGGAGGGACAAAGGCUAUGUGGAAAAUUCCCGGGGGAGCGCCUGACGCUCCCUUCUCCUGCCGUGUUGUGUUGAAAACAAUUGUCACAUCAGACGCUGCUGCUGACUUUAUUGCACAUAUUUUGAUCUGAUGGUGGGAUUGCGCAUGGAAACAAUAUCACGCUUUGAGCAUUUUGAUUUCCUUGAUUUGAUUUCCAGCUAAAGGUCCAUACGUACUAUUAUACUCUUUGUCCUCACUCGUAAGACAUUUCAGCAUACUGGUACUGCUUACUAGUAACCUUUUUUCCAAUACUGUAUGGCCUUUCGCCACACUAGUAGGACAACAUGCAGCAAAACUGCACAAGUUGACAUCUACGCACUACUAGUACUACUAGUGAAGCACCACUAAGAUAACAUUUGUUUCCACUACUGCCUUCCACUACUGUAUCACAUUUCUACAACGUUAGCAUAUUACUAGAACAACUACUACAAGUUAAUAGUGAGGCAAAACUACAAUUGAGCAUUUUGGUGCUACCAUUAGGGUGCAGGCAGCUACUAGUGUGUGCCACAUGCCUACUAGAGGGGCAUAGUAGUGUUACUAGCGCAGCACGGUAUUUUACUAGAAAUGUUUGAAGGUCAAAGAGCGUACUAGCACAUGGAUAUCAAGGAUACCAAAUAAAUGUUCAAAUGGCUUUCCAUAGGGUUCAGUGUGAAAGGCGUAGGCGGAUAGAUGCAUGCCGAAUCUACUCGCUAAUUUUACGGAAUCGCUGUGUAGAAGAGGCUUCCAAAAGCACAAAUGUUUCACUGCUCCUUUGCUAACAUUUCUGGACAAAACAUCCCAAUCCUGAUCACGUACGGAGCCGUGGUGCCGUAAAGUCCUCACCUCAAGUCUUUGCGCAGACUUUGUAGUACAUUCUUCUCCAUCGCUUCGGUGUGGAGCGUCAUGCCCUUAGGUUGUUCAAAUGUGUCGAGGGGAAAGAGACAAGAAAGGGUGGCAGAGUGCACGGUGGGUCAAUUGGUCAAAAACACAACAAACACUUUGGGAAUGUAGUGCAGCAUUUGGGUUGGAUUUCGGUAACUAUUUGGUAUGUACGAGGUUCAGGUCUCAGUCUGGAUCUCGCCAAGCGGUGUUGGGAAUAACCAGGAAAGGGACGUGCAAAUAUAAGUACAGUACUGUGCACAUUAGCUUUUCUCGUUUUAAUGGCCUUUUUCACAGGAGUCAGUUGGACAUCAGCAAAUAGUAGGACAGAUCCUGAUUAGCUGUAUUACGCUAAAAAGACAAAACUGAUUUCCAUAAAUAUUUGUUAAAGGUCUGGUGCAUGCCUGCUAACCACUACCUCACCAUGCUGCCCAAACCCAUUCCAGGAAGUUUUCACCUCGUGAGUCAACCUAGUUUCCUUUGGUUUGGGGAAAUCAAAUUUCCACUUCUGAGUAGUACAGCAGGAAACUACAAAAACCACACCGUAUUGAAAGCACCAGUUGUAACUGGUACAAAGCUAAGGGACAUCAACUGUUUUUUUUAUUUAUUAUUAUUUUUUUUUUAUUAUGUUGGACAUUUUUAACCGCAUAUCAGCCAACAAGCGACAACUAAGUUUACCCGUAUGUUCUAACCCCAUAUGCUUGAGGUUUGGCAUUCACAAAUUUGUUUAUUCACUUUUUUUUUUUUUUUAACCCAUCCUGUUAUUUGCUAAAAGAAAACAUCACCUAUUUUCCCUUUUUAUGCUCAGGCCAAAGCAUUAAAACGGAAAUCGUGUUUUGCUUCUAAAUACAUUAAAUAUGUUUGAAGAGUUGAAAAUGUGCAAAGACUGAGCACAAUAUGGUGCUGAAUUGUUGAGAUAAGGUUUAAAACUCACCUUCUAAAUCUUGCUGGUUUUGUGGGUGAGGCUAAAAAGUACCCUCGUGGCUCGCCCACUAUACAAACACCAAACGCUCUUAUUCCAUGCAGUGACCAUUCGGUGGAAUUUCCCGUCCUUGUUCAUAAAUAACUUCACACAUUUCUGCCAGUAUAGCAUGCAAUUGGCCAUGAAACUAUGCCCACAACUCGAAAAAAAUACAUCUUCCCUGAAUCAUAUGUUUUGUGUUAUCUGGACUAUGUGUCUUGCCAUCUGCCACCACGAGUUGGGUUACGAGGCAGCGCCAGGACGAGGUCUGAACCGGAUGAGAUCCGCCACCCGCAGCCCAUCGCCAGCCCGAAUGCAAUUGGAAUGGAAAAAUGUAUCCACGGGGAGCGGUCGGUACGCGUCGCGCGCUGUGGCCGCCUAAAGUGUGCACCCUUUAGGCGGCCACAGAAGCGCGUUGUCCUGCUGAAUUUCAGUGGAGGGAAGAUUGUCCUGGCCGUGCGGCUUAUGGUCAUUAUGCCGGCGGAGAGGCUGCUGCUCUGCAACCCGUGAAACGUGUGCUAUCUCCGUCACUGGAAAUUCUACUUACGAGCUGUGAGAGAAGGAUCUAUCCUCCUGUAUUUGAUUGACAGCCGAAAGGUCCGGGGAAGCGAUUGCCCACAGCGUCUGGAACCUGGAAGAAUGUCGCAAUUCUUGACGAUUUUCAAGCCUGAUUUCACAUAAUUUAGAUGUGCUUUGCUACCAUCUUGCGGCAUCGAUAGGCAUUUACAAACCUUUAUUGAGUUGCGUCAGUUUUUGCUAUUUGCGGCAGGGCUCAGUCCCUACGCCCCGGUUACUUUUGUCAAUGGAAAUAGCAAGCAAAGUAGAUUUUCUGGUUAUACUGUAUGCGGUCAUGAAAGGCUUGCUAAAACAGCAAACAGCUUUUUGCACAGUAUUGUAUGAAUACGGCAUGUUACAGUUACACUCAAACUGCAAUCCCUAGUCGAUAACUCUCGAACAAUUUGAAGACUCAGCUCAACUGCUCUUAUUUAUUUCCACAAAGUGACUCAUGGGUGCGCACUGUGCCGGAAGUCCACUGACAAUGAAACAGCUGCACAUGACGUUGCCACACUUGGGGGCCCAAUCAUUCUCCAUUUAUUUAUUUAAAAAGGCCGAGCUCACAAGCACAACGUGUUCAUUGUGGGUGAAUUUAUUUUUAUUUAUUUUUUUAACAACCAAACUGCCCAUCUCUGUUUGCUCAUGUGACUGGGUUCUGUGUGUUUUAUGUUUGUGUAAGGAUCUUUGUUAGAUAUUUCCUUGUUUGUGAGCAUACAGUAUAUACAAAUAUGCAGAGUGCUACAGACUACUAAUAAAUAGACACUGCAACUGAA
Messenger RNA from Phycodurus eques (leafy seadragon), 6143 nucleotides. It is a transcript of the gene rnf11b, whose product is annotated as ring finger protein 11b. The transcript is spliced from 3 exons. Lineage: Eukaryota; Metazoa; Chordata; Actinopteri; Syngnathiformes; Syngnathidae. Bases 447 to 911 code for a protein of 154 amino acids. The record is from RefSeq and is a predicted model, not a curated record.